Molecule: messenger RNA, 1005 nt
Organism: Cryphonectria parasitica EP155
Lineage: Eukaryota; Fungi; Ascomycota; Sordariomycetes; Diaporthales; Cryphonectriaceae
Exons: 2
Coding region: 1-1005 (334 amino acids)
Cellular component (GO): plasma membrane
Source: RefSeq, a predicted model, not a curated record
AUGGACACGAUCAUCACAGGCUCGGCCUUUGGGGCUAGCCUCGCCGCCUCCGGCAUGUACGAACCCUACCUGAUAGCCUCACAAUUCACGCUCCAGAAGUGGAACAUGGUCCAGACCUUUUUGACGGCCACGGGCUGUAGUGCCCUCACCAUCGAACUCCUUCGCCGGCUGGGCCACCCAGUCCCACCGCCCCGGUCCUGGUCUCCAACCGGCAUCACGGGGUCCCCUAUCGACGGCAACGUACUGGGUGGCCUGCUCCUCGGCGCAGGAAUGUCCCUCUCUUCGUCCUGCCCAGGCAUGGUGUUCCCUCAGAUCGCACUGGGCAUCCCAUCCGCGCCCGCCAUCAUAGCCGGCGCCUCCGUGGGCGGCAUCUGCUGGUCUGCUGUGCUGCGGCCCUGGAUCGCCGCCAGGAGGAAACAGACCACCAUCACCAACACCACACCGCCACCCGAGGUGAGCCUGGCGGGGUUCCUGGGCACGCGGCACACCACCGCCCUCGUGGCCUACGGGACCGCCCUCGCAACCAUCGUCGCCGUGGUAGCCCUGCGCAUGCCCUCGGCAUCAUCACCGCUGCACCCUGUCACGGGGGGUCUGGUCAUCGGGGCCGCGCAGGCCGUCUCCCUGCUCCUGAGGGGUUCGCUCUUGGGGGUGUCGACGUGCUACGAGCAGCUGGGCGACUGGAUUGUGUGGCUGGCGCGCGGGCGGAGGCAGGCUCGGCCAGGCUCGUCAGCGGUGCUCUUCGCAGCGGCCAUGGCGGCGGGAACGUGGCUGCUGGCUCGUCUGGGGCCGGGCUGGGUGCUCACAGAGACGGCGGCCGCGGGCGUGAUGAGCCCUGCGAAGGCGUUUGCUGGGGGGUUCCUGAUGGCCGUCGGGUCGAGGAUGGCUGGGGGGUGCGCGUCGGGACAUGGGAUCAGUGGGAUGGCGUUGAUGUCCAUGUCGAGCCUUGUGACGAUGGCGUGUGUCUUUGCGGCGGCGAUUGGCGUUUCCAGAGUGACGGGCGUGUGA